AUUAUACAGAAAAUUUUGAGAGAACCGCCACCUCCGCCCUUCUCCUUCAUGUCGCAGGUUUUAUUCUUCUCGGCCGCCUCUGUAUUCACUCAGGUUUUGUUCAUUUUCAAUUGCAUUUUCUAUCUUUUUAUCGAGAAACCCCAAAUCUCCAUUAAACCCUAUUUCUCUCAUCUCCAAAAGAAUUCUCGAACCCUAAUCACUGCCACUGCUAGCCGUUAUCCUUCUUCUGAUCCUAACUCCUCCUCUGAAUAUUAGUGUACCAAUGAUUUUCUGUGUAUAAAAUGUGGAAAAAUUAUUUGAUAUGUUCUAUAUGUUGAUGAUUGCAUAUUUUAUUAUUAAGUAGUUGGAAAAUAAAUCGCUAUUGUGGAGUGGACUUCAUUCAUAGUGAUGAGAAGAAGAAUCCCCUCCCUGCUGCUACUGAAACAACCUUUUUCAACCAUCACACACAUCCAACUCUCCUUUCUCCUUCCCCUCCAAACUCAUCAUUCAUUCUUUCGCUCCUUCAAAUCCCAAUCCCUCCCUCCCCCAGAACUCGUCCAACCUUUCUGCGACCUCUCCGACGUCGUUUCCUCUAAACAAAACCUCCAGCCUUCCCCAUGGUUCACACAAAUCCUCAACCUUCUCGACAAUUCCCCUACAAUGGAAUCAAAUCUCGAUUCCUUCUGCCGUCAAUUCCUCGUCACACUCUCCCCUUCCUUCGUCGCCCACACUCUCCGUUCCAUCAACAACCACCACACCGCCCUUCGUUUUUUCACUUGGGCUUCCAACCAACAUAACUAUUCUCAUUCCCUUGAUUGCUACGUUUCGCUAAUCAACCUCCUCUUACUCUCCCCCACCACAACCACUACAACCGCUGCAUUAAAUGUUUUCGCCGAACUUCAACGUAACCGCCUCCCUCUUACACCACCAGCUGCCAAUUCUCUAAUUAAAAGUUUCGGUAAUGCCGGUUUGGUCAACGAGCUUCUGUUGGUGUGGCGUGGAAUGAAUGAGCAAAGCAUUCAACCAAGUCUUUUCACUUACAAUUCGCUUCUUAAUGGACUCGUUGGUUCUUCUCUCAUUGAAUCUGCAGAGCGUGUUUUCGACGCAAUGAAGGAAGGAAGAACAAAGCCUGAUGUUGUUACUUAUAAUACUUUGAUCAAAGGUUAUUGCAAAGUGGGGAAAACGCGCAAGGCGAUUGAUAUGGUUCGUGAAAUGGAGGUAAUUAACUUGGAACCUGAUGUUGUUAGUUAUAUGACAGUAAUGCAGGCUUGUUAUGCUGAAGGUGAUGUUGAUUUUUGUUUGAGUCUUUACCAUGAGAUGGAGGAUAAAGGAUUGGAAGUUCCUUCUCAUUGUUAUAGUUUGGUGAUAUGCGGGCUUUGUAAGAUGGGGAAGGUGUUAGAAGGUUAUGCUUUGUUUGAGAAUAUGAUUAGAAAUGGUUGUAAGGGUAAUAAGGCUGUUUACACUGCUUUGAUUGAUUGUUAUGGGAAGACUGGGAAUUCUGAUGGGGCUUUGAGGUUGUUUGAGAGGAUGAAAAUGGAUGGGAUUGAACCUGAUGAGGUUACUUAUGGCGCUAUUGUUAAUGGGUUGUGUAAGAGUGGGAGAGUGGAGGAAGCUUUGGGUUAUUUUCACUUUUGUAUUGAGAAUGCUGUUGUUGUCAAUGCUGUGUUUUAUUCGAGUUUGAUUGAUGGACUUGGAAAGGCAGGGAGGGUUGAUGAAGCUCAGAAGGUGUUUGAUGAAAUGGCUGAGCAGGGAUGUCCCCCGGAUUCGUAUUGCUACAAUGCACUUAUCGAUGGACUGUGUAAGUGUGGGAGGAUAGAUGAUGCUCUUGGGUUGUUUAAGAGGAUGGAGCACGAUGGUUGUGAGCAGACUGUGUACACGUUUACCAUACUUAUCAGUGAGCUUUUUAGGGUGCAUAAGAAUGAAGAGGCGUUGAAGAUGUGGGAUUUGAUGAUUGAUAAAGGGAUAACACCGAAUGUUGCUUGUUUCAGGGCUCUUUCGAUUGGACUGUGUCUUUCGGGGAAGGUUGCAAGGGCUUGUAAAGUGUUGGAUGAGCUUGCACCGAUGGGGGUUGUUCUUGAAACGGCUUAUGAAGAUAUGAUUGGAGCGCUGUGUAAAGCCGGUCGCGUGAAGGAGGCUUGUAAGUUGGCCGAUGGAAUUGUGGAUAGAGGUAGAGAAAUACCUGGGAAGAUUAGGACUGUGAUGAUUCAUUCAUUGAGGAAAGCUGGGAAUGCUGAUUUGGCUAUCAAGUUGAUGCAUAGCAAGAUUGGUAUCGGGUAUGAACGAAUGCGGAGUGUUAAAAAAAGAGUGAAGUUUCAAACCCUCGUAGACAGUUGAAUUCAUUAUAAUAUUUUAGGUAGAUAUAUGUGGCACUUGAAAACUGGUAAAUAGUUAACUUCAAGAUGUAGUAUUUACCCCAAAUGUGGAAUUAUUUAUAAACUCAACAAGAAUGGAAGUAAUAAUAACUUAUAGUUGCUUGGAGUCGGUCAAACCAUUGGGGCUGGUCUCACCAAAAUACAGAUAAAUAAGAAAGCCAUACUGUACUUGUCUGAAUGAUGUGAUCAUUCCUAAUGUUGUACAAUUAUUGUCAUUCUAAAAUAAACCUCGUAUGCUGUAGCUUGAUUGAUUAUGUACCGUGUCUCAGACGCAGGAGUCGUGAAAAUGUUGGGAUAUGUUGACAUGAAUAUAUCGUUGGUUGCUUUAGUAAUUCUCAUGCCCUGUGACAACUUUGGAGAAUUUAUGUAGUAAUUGGAUGGUUGCUGACUCGUGCAAUGAUACAAUAGUUUUUUAGGACUGCCAUUUCAAGCUAACAUAUGGAGUGUAGCACGUUGCUUUAACUUCCAAAUUCCAAUUGAGGUUACAAUAGUUGUAGCAUGAUGAAAUCCACAUUAUCUCUACCUCUCCAAACCCAAGUUUUCUUCCGGCCAACCACCCUCCCUCGUUUUCCUUCUCUCUAAAUUACUCAAGCCUAUGCGAUGGAAAUAUCAAAUGACUCUGGCACUAAGAAACCAAAAAGGUUGACAUCUGUUGUCUGGAAUCACUUUGAAAGGAUUAGAAAGGCUGACAUAUGUUAUGCUGUUUGCGUGCAUUGUAACAAGAGACUUAGUGGAUCAAGUAAUAGUGGAACUACUCUUCUAAGAAAUCAAUUGAUGCGAUGUCUGAAAAGAUCGAACUUUGAUGUUUCUCAACUACUUACAGUAAAUGGAAUGAAAAAAGAUAAUACUGUCAGCCUAUCAAACAUUUGUUUUGAUGAAGGUCAGAGGAAAUAAGAAUAUAUAAACAAAUUAUGUGGCAGGAUUAAUCUCUAUCGAAAUGUGGUCUUCGACAGAAAAUGCCUCGUAUUUGUGUCUAUCUGCACAUUAUAUUGAUGAAAUAUGGACAUUGCAAAAGAAAAUUUUGAACUUUCUUACACUUGACUCUUCUUACACUGAAGACUUGCUUCCAGAAGUGAAUAUCAAAUGUCUUGAUGAAUGGGAUAUUGACUGCAAGCUAUUUGCAUUGACUCUUGAUGAUUGUUCCGUUGAUGAUGACAUCACUCUACGAAUCAAAGAGCGAGUUUCCGAGAAAAGGCCUCUCUUAAGUACUCGACAAAUACUUGAUGUACGCCCCGCAGCACAUCUCAUAAUUUCCAUUGUUCAAGAAUCAAGAUGCCAUGGUUGCAUUGCAAGCUGCGAUGGAUCUCAACGUGUUGGGAUCAACUCUCAGAAAGCCUUAUUUCUUGAUAAUCCACUUCACUGGAAUUCUACAUAUAUCAUGCUUGAAACUGCACUAGAAUACAGGAGUGUUUUUUUCAUUUUUCCAAGAACAUAAUCCCUCCUACUCAUCAACUCUAUCCGAUGAGGGAAUGGGCUAAUUCUGUCACUGGAUAUUUAAAACUCCUAGUUGAAAUUAUGAAUCUCAGCCAACAGAUUUCCCACAAUCAAUAUUCUUCCCUGAGAUCUGUGACUUCUCAUAUUCAAUUAAUUGACUGGAGCAGAAGUUCCGACAAUUUUAUUUGUCUCGUGACUUUGAAGAUGAAAGCCAAAUUUGAUACUGGAACAAAUGCAGUUUAGCAUUAGCUUUAGCUGCAGUCCUAGACCCUUGGUUUAAAAUGAAGUUGAUCGAGUACUACUACUCCCUGAUAUAUGGAAGCACUGCUCUGGAACGUAUCAAGGAAGUUUCUGACGGUAUCAAAGAACUUUUUAAUGCAUAUUCUAUCUGUUCAACAAUGGUUGAUCAAGGGCCAGCCUUGCUUGGAAGUAGCUUACCAAGCACUAGUUGUGGUGGCAGGGAUAGACUAAAAGGCUUCGACAGAUUCCUUCACGAGACAUCACAGAGUCAGUCGAUGACAUCAGACUUGGACAAGUAUUUAGAGGAACCGAUCUUUCCUCGUAAUUCUGAUUUUAACAUAUUGAACUGAUGGAAAGUCCACAUGCCAAGAUACCCAAUUUUGUCUAUGAUUGCACGGGAUGUUCUUGGGACCCCAAUGUUUGACUCCAAAAUCUUCUCGCAGUUCGCUAAACCCAGACACAACGAGAGGCUUUGGUGUGCACGCAAGCUUGGCUCCGAAAUGAAUCAGGAUGGUAUUUCUUGCUUGAUUGAUGUAUUUUCUCAACCCUUAGAAUAAUGAUAAGUUCCUAAUUGGUGGCUUAUUUCAUGUGUUUGUCUUACUCUAACAUCUUUAUCAGAUUUAAACCUAUCCCUAAUCCAUUCUGCUCCUCCACCCCUUCUCCUUGAAUCAAGUUAAUUUUACCCAGGUAUUCUUCUGUGAAACUUGUAUCAUAUGUUUUUAAUCUCUCCAAUCUCCGUGUUUAUUUAUGGGCAAUGUCAGGUCGUACAAAAGAAGCUAUCUUAGAAUUAAGAAUUGUUAACUGUACUGUUCUCCUAUGUCAUUUCUUACUGGGAAGUGAUAUAUUGAAAAUAUUAAGAAGCAAUGUAUAUUCUUAGAGUACAGUAGAUUUUUCAUAUAAUAAAGUGAAUUCCUCAUAUCUGAUGCACAAUUGUUAUCACAAUUGUUGUUAUAAUAAAGAGAAGUCCUCAUUUUCUAUGCACAUUUUUCAUUCAGUUCUCUUUGGCAACCCUCUGUGUUAAGUUCUCUUUGGCAACCCUCUGUGUUAAGUUCUCUUUGGCAACCCUCUGUGUUAAGUUCUCUUUGGAGCUAAAGAUUAGGAAAAGUGUGAAAUCUUCAUAUAUUGUAAAUUGGCUAAACAAUCAUCCCAAUAUCUGAUGCAUAAUGGUUAUCAUAUUUAACAAACCAAAUAGCAUAAAGAUGACUAAACAAAGUAAAUCACAAAGCGGUAGGAUUGUGUCAAUGGAGCAUUUUUUUUUUUUUUUUGGUACAUUUCAAUGGAGCAUUGCUAUUCAUUUAUUUAUGAACUAAAUACUUUUCACUUUUCAAUUUGAUUACAUAUCAUACACCCGUACAUACUCUUUAGACGUCCAAUUAAUACAUCUUUGAAACUAAUACAACAGGUUAUUAGAGACUCUAAACUAUGUUACCAGGACUCCUACACCAAAUCUAAAGGAUAAUAGAUGCACUAAGGCUAUUGCAUAGCAAUACAAGGACAUUUCUGGUACGACGACCAUGGAAAUGCAAAGGCAGGCCAUGGGACACUAAAGAUAAAACCAUUACAAAUCUUAAAAAUCUUAAACCCACAUGUUUAAUGAAAUUAUGGCAACAACAAAUAUGAAGCACAUUAGACUGGUGAUAUUAUAUAGUUCAUAAUCUUGGUAAAGAUCUGAACUAUAAAAUCCAGAAACAGCUUGCCCUAGGCUAUAAAAUUCGGAAACAGCUUGACCGGGACAUAGGUCCCGGUAUAUGCCAUUGCCUUUUCCACAAUCUAAUUGGUUAUGCC
Molecule: messenger RNA, 5810 nt
Organism: Trifolium pratense (red clover)
Lineage: Eukaryota; Viridiplantae; Streptophyta; Magnoliopsida; Fabales; Fabaceae
Product: pentatricopeptide repeat-containing protein At1g03560, mitochondrial
Exons: 3
Coding region: 388-2313 (641 amino acids)
Molecular function (GO): protein binding
Source: RefSeq, a predicted model, not a curated record